GGCUCCAGGAAUAGAUCUAUACUCUGUGAGUUGUCCACUAAAACCCUGCAUAUAAAUCUCGACUAAAACUGACCUGAAAACAUAAACUCAACAAGAAAAAACACACACACAAAAAAAAGAUGGAGUCAGAAAGUGAAAGUCCAUUGAAAUUCAUCUUCCUCCCAUUUCCAACACCAGGCCACAUGCUUUAUAUGGCAGACCUUGCCAUAACUUUAGCUUCUCAUGGUGUUGAAUGCCACAUUAUCACCACCCCAGGAAACGCACAUAUAUUUGAAACCUCCGGCAACAACCCACCUAUGACAGUCCAUACCCUCAACUUACAAAGGCCAUCUGUAGGCCCUGAUGCCGGCGUCGAAAACUUCCGCUCUGCAACCUCUAAUGACAUGAGAGCCAAUCUAUAUCACGCCAUUUCUAUGCUUCGUAAACCAACUGAAGAUUUGAUAAAAGAAUUAUUACCUCUAGAUUGCAUUAUUUCCGACAUGUUUUUUCCUUGGACUUCAGAUUUAGCCCUUGAAAUCCAAGUCCCAAGGGUAAUUCAUCACUCUAGCAUCUUUAACAAAUGUUGCGCAUACAGUGUUACACUCCAUUAUGCACCACAUGAGUUAGUAGAAAAAGAUGAUGAUACAGUGCUAAUCCCUUCUUUACCUCAUAAAAUAGAGAUGAAGAAAUCACAACUCCCUCAAUGGGUUCGUGUUCCAAGCCAGUAUACUCGUUUAAUUGAAGCGGUUCGAGAGGCCGAGCUCAAGUGCUAUGGUGUGUUGUCUAACACCUUUUGUGAUGAGGAAAAGGAGUAUGAAGAGUAUUACUACAAAUUAACAGGGCUUAAGAUUUGGAACAUUGGCCCUUAUUGUCUUAGGGUUAACCGCAAAGAAGAGAAGGUAGAGUCUUCUUUUUGGAUGGAUUGCCUUAAAUGGUUAGAUCAAAAGAAACACAACUCAGUGUUGUAUGUUAGCUUUGGUAGCUUGACUCGAUUCCCAGAUGAUCAGCUCCGAGAGAUUGCAGCCGGGUUAGAAGCAUCAGGUCAUGACUUCAUUUGGGUUGUAAGGAAAAAGAAAGAAGAUGAAACAAUGGAGGAAGAUAAUGAAGGAUAUUUUUCAAUUGAAGAAUUCAGGAAAAAAGUUGAGAAAAGUAACAAAGGGUUGAUAAUAGAAGAUUGGGCACCACAAUUGUCGAUCUUAGAGCACCAAGCUAUAGGAGGAAUGGUAACACAUUGUGGGUGGAAUACGAUACUAGAAGCUGUUAGUAUUGGUGGAAUACCACUAAUAACAUGGCCAUUGUUUGCCGAACAGUUUUACAAUGAGAGGUUGGUUGUGGAUGUGCUUAAGAUUGGAGUUGCUGUAGGAGUGAGUUUAUGGUGCAAUGUAGAUGAAGCUGGAAAAGAGAUUAUAAGCAGAGAGAAAGUAGAGCUUGCUGUUAGAUUGUUAAUGGAUGAUGGCGAAAGCGCGGCGGAGAUGAAACGGAGGGCGAAGGAGCUCAGUGAGGGUGCUAGAAGAUCUGUUCAAAGUGGUGGUUCAUCUCAGAGUAACUUAGUAGCCUUCUUGGAUGAGUUGAGAACAAAAACUCGUUCAAAGGUUGUGUAAAAUGUAAUAAUUUGUUUACUUCUUUGACUUGCUUGUUCCAUUACUUUUCUUGUUUUGUUUGUCAUAAUUCAUAUAAGAUUAUGUCUUAUAA
This is a messenger RNA of Beta vulgaris subsp. vulgaris (sugar beet), 1671 nucleotides long. Its product is annotated as soyasapogenol B glucuronide galactosyltransferase. Gene Ontology annotation, molecular function: UDP-glycosyltransferase activity. Bases 120 to 1580 code for a protein of 486 amino acids. The record is from RefSeq and is a predicted model, not a curated record. Lineage: Eukaryota; Viridiplantae; Streptophyta; Magnoliopsida; Caryophyllales; Amaranthaceae. The transcript has a single exon.